AUGCCUUUCGGCUUGGAGGCUCCGGGAGGGGCUGGGCAGCUCUCUGACAAGAUCUGCUUUCCCGGUGUCUGCAGGAACACGCUCGCUCUGUGGGGGGAACAAUCGCAACAGAUGCAACAGCUGAGGGAUGAGGUGGCACGCCUGGCUGCAGAGAUCGGCACUAUGAAGAAGGAAGUUCAGCAAAUGAGAGAGGCAGUGUCUGCAACCACACAGAUGUCUGAUUGGGCUCUGAAAAGUGCAGGGGCUGCCAUCGACCUGCACAGAUCAUCCAGCAGCUCUGCAUGGCUCUGCAGGGUGUUUUGGUUCCUGUGUGCUCCACACGUUCUGGAUACCUUUGUGCAGCCGGAUGCUUCCCCGGGAUAUUGCUGGCCUUUCCAAGGGUCUCGGAGUGAGGUGCUAAUCCGGUUGCCUGCACAAGUACGACCAACGGCCGUCACCAUACAGCACACCUCCAAGAUAGCCUCUCCGCUGGGGACUGUCAGUAGCGCCCCCCGAGAUUUCACGGUCUCUGGACUGGAUGAGGAAGGCGAGGAUGAAACUCUGCUGGGGACAUUCACCUACGCCGUGCACAAAGAGCCCACCCAGACCUUCCCUCUGCAGAAUGGGAACCCCAGAGCCUUUCGGUUUUUGAAACUUGGCAUACAGAGCAACUGGGGAAAACCAGGAUACACCUGCAUUUAUCGCGUGCAGGUGCAUGGGAAGAUCGUGGGAUCGAGUGCCAUCGGCCAGACACGUGUGGAGACCCUCCCUCACUAA
This is a messenger RNA of Gavia stellata (red-throated loon), 756 nucleotides long. RefSeq names its product sperm-associated antigen 4 protein-like. Gene Ontology annotation, biological process: nuclear envelope organization. The record is from RefSeq and is a predicted model, not a curated record. Gene Ontology annotation, cellular component: nuclear envelope; meiotic nuclear membrane microtubule tethering complex. Gene Ontology annotation, molecular function: protein-membrane adaptor activity. NCBI's taxonomy places the organism in Eukaryota, Metazoa, Chordata, Aves, Gaviiformes, Gaviidae. The coding region runs from base 1 to 756 and encodes 251 amino acids. The transcript has 7 exons.